Messenger RNA from Microtus ochrogaster (prairie vole), 1146 nucleotides. It is a transcript of the gene Hoxa5, whose product is annotated as homeobox A5. Lineage: Eukaryota; Metazoa; Chordata; Mammalia; Rodentia; Cricetidae. Gene Ontology annotation, cellular component: nucleus. Gene Ontology annotation, biological process: anterior/posterior pattern specification; regulation of transcription by RNA polymerase II. Gene Ontology annotation, molecular function: RNA polymerase II cis-regulatory region sequence-specific DNA binding; DNA-binding transcription factor activity, RNA polymerase II-specific. The record is from RefSeq and is a predicted model, not a curated record.
UUCGAAGUCGUACCCCAUAUUUGGGUGCCUACGUAGGAGGGAACCGAGUACAUGUCCCAGUCAUUUCCAUAAUUCAUCAUAAAUUGUGCAAGGGUGCUAUAGACGCACAAACGACCGCGAGCCACAAAUCAAGCACACAUAUCAAAAAACAAAUGAGCUCUUAUUUUGUAAACUCAUUUUGCGGUCGCUAUCCAAAUGGCCCGGACUACCAGUUGCAUAAUUAUGGAGAUCAUAGUUCCGUGAGCGAACAAUUCAGGGACUCGGCGAGCAUGCACUCCGGCAGGUACGGCUACGGCUACAAUGGCAUGGAUCUCAGCGUCGGCCGUUCGGGUUCCGGCCACUUUGGCUCUGGCGAGCGCGCCCGCAGCUACGCGGCCGGGGCCAGUGCGGCGCCCGCCGAGCCCAGGUACAGUCAGCCGGCCACGUCCACGCACUCGCCUCCGCCCGACCCGCUGCCCUGCUCGGCGGUGGCUCCCUCGCCCGGCAGCGACAGCCACCACGGCGGCAAAAACUCCCUGGGCAACUCCAGCGGCGCCUCGGCCAACGCGGGCAGCACCCACAUCAGCAGCAGAGAAGGGGUUGGCACGGCGUCCGCAGCCGAGGAGGACGCCCCUGCCAGCAGCGAGCAGGCGAGCGCCCAGAGCGAGCCGAGCCCGGCGCCGCCAGCUCAACCUCAGAUCUACCCCUGGAUGCGCAAGCUGCACAUUAGUCACGACAACAUAGGCGGCCCAGAAGGCAAAAGGGCCCGGACGGCCUACACGCGCUACCAGACCCUGGAGCUGGAGAAGGAAUUCCACUUCAACCGCUACCUGACCCGCCGAAGAAGAAUUGAAAUAGCACAUGCUCUUUGCCUCUCCGAGAGACAAAUUAAAAUCUGGUUCCAAAACCGGAGGAUGAAGUGGAAAAAAGAUAACAAGCUGAAAAGCAUGAGCAUGGCCGCAGCGGGAGGGGCCUUCCGCCCCUGAGCCUCUGGGCGGUUAAAGUACUGAGCAGUAUUAGCGGAGCCCUCCCUCCGUAAUGUCAGUACUAAGGUGACUGUCUCAAACUCCCCCUGUGUUCCUUCUGUGAAGAAGCCCUGUUCUCGUUGCCCUAAUUCAUCUUUUAAUCAUGAGCCUGUUUAUUGCCAUUAUAGCGCCUGUAUAAGUA